AUGAAAACUACACAAAGUUCACCAUCCCAAUACAUUAGAUCCUGGCUUGGUGAAAGAAAAACUCUGAUUGAGGAGCCUCCGCCUUUGAAAGGGGAUCCUGAUAAGAGGAAUACCAACAAGUACUACACCUUUCAUGGAAUGCACAGACAUGAAAUGGUCAACUGCCAAGCCUUAAAAAUGCACCAUGAAGAGCUGGUGAGAGAAUGCCACAGCACAGAAUUCGUAGCAAAGAAGGCCAUCCAGCAAAUCAAGGACCGCGAUGCAGCUAAGGAACCUCCGUUUCAACGUCUACUCUCCACAAGUGAUCAGCUCGCAAACUUUUAUGAUCAUUCACGAAGCCUCCCUUACAAUGGCAUCCUAGGCAGGCCAUGGAUUAGCGAGAUCGACACCAUUACUUCCGCCACAUAUUACCUAAUUAUUGGGGGCGGUGUCAGGCAGAUCAACAAUAAUCAGACCAUCUACCAAAGGCUACAUGUCAACCUAGCCAACAAUUCAGUAGUGCAGAAGAGACACAACUUUUCUCCCAAACAAGUUGCAAUCAUUGAAGCCGAGAUUGAUAAGCUCAUAGUUGCCGGCUUUAUUGAAGAAGUCUCUUUCGUAGAGUGGCUAGACAACAUUUUUCUGGUGGCAAAGAAAGACCAAGACAAGUGGAGAGUUUGCGUCGACUACAUUGACCUCAACAAGGCAUGUCCAAAGGACAAAUUUCCACUGCCAAGAGUUGCUCAACUCGUAGAUUCUACUUUUGUCACCCAAAAGGGCAUCGAGGCUCCUCCAAAUCAAUUCAAGGCCAUCCUCAACAUGAAGUCACCUGCCACCAUGAAGAAGAUCCGGAGUUUGAUAGGUAGAGCAGCCACUCUCAACCGAUUCCUUUCGAGAUCUACCAAAAAGUGCAGGUUAUUCUUCAAAGCCUUGAAGAAAGGACAAAGAGACAAGUGGGAUGAAAAAUGCGAAGUAGCUUUUCAAAACUUGAAGACCUACCUCACUUUACUUCCCUUGCUCUCGAAACCUAUACCAGGAGAAGAUUUGUUCAUCUACAUGGUGGUGUCCAACUCAAACAUCAGCUCAGCUCUUAUCAGAAAAGUGUUGGGGGCCCAACAUUUGGUAUUCUACACCUCAAAAGCUCUCCUCAAUGCAGAGACUCGCUACUCCAAAAUGGAGAAGCUUAUUUUGGCCCUUGUAGUUUUCGCAAGAAAGUUAAGAACCUACUAUCAAGCUCACCAGAUCAUUGUCAUAGCUGACUUUCCUUUGAGAUCGAUUCUCCAUAGCCCCGGCGCUUCUCAGCGACUCGAGAAAUGGGCUAUAGAAUUGAGUCAAUACAAACUCCUCUACCGGUUGAUGACUCUUAUAAAAGCCCAGGCUUUAGUAGAUUUCGUUACACAGUUCACUUCAUCAGCCGAAGAAGUGAAGCUAGUCAUCAAAAAUAAGGAAACUCCAAAAAACAAGAACUCCUCAGCCGAUCCUGACCUGCCCAAAGAGAUGUGGCAGUUGCUCAUAGACGAAGUGUCAAAUCACAAGGGAGCUGGAGUAGGCAUUAACAUAAUCAUCGAGACGGAACCUUGUCGAUUAAGAGGUUGA
This is a messenger RNA of Prunus persica (peach), 1575 nucleotides long. RefSeq lists its product as uncharacterized. Lineage: Eukaryota; Viridiplantae; Streptophyta; Magnoliopsida; Rosales; Rosaceae. The coding region runs from base 1 to 1575 and encodes 524 amino acids. The record is from RefSeq and is a predicted model, not a curated record. The transcript is spliced from 4 exons.